AUGAGGCUCUUGACACGCCUCGCCCUCGGCCUGCUCGGGCUCGCUGCAGCCGCCGUCGCCGAGGAUCCCUCGACAGAGUCCGCCAUCGAGCUACAGCCAACCAGCUUCCGGGCUUUCAUCAAAGAGAACGAUGUGGUCAUGGCGGAGUUCUAUGCGCCCUGGUGUCGGCACUGCCAGACUUUUGCUCCCAAGUACGAGGCUGCUGCCAAGACCUUGAGGGAACAGAACAUCGACGUCAAGCUCGCCAAGAUCGACUGCCAAAGGUUUUCCACCUUUUGCCAGGAUUACAUGAUCAGUGCUUUCCCUACCCUCAAGAUCUUCAAGGAGGGCCGUGAGCUGUAUCACGAAUAUGAUGGUCCAAGGAGGUCUUCUGCGAUCGUCGACUUUGUGAAGAAGCAAGUGCUCGCCACCGUCAACCCCCUUGCCACCAAGGCGCUCCAUGAUGCCUUCCUCGAGAAGGAGAAGGAGGAGAUCGUCUUGAUCGGCUACUUCGAUGCGGAGGACACGGUCGCCAAGGGCGCGCUCUGGGCUGCCGCCGAGAAGCUCCACGAGGACUUCCCCAUCGGCGUCACUUUCAACGCAGACGCCGCCGCCAAAGCAGGUGUCAGCUUCCCGUCUAUUGUCAUGUACGAGCCCAACGGCGAGGGCAAGGAAGUUUACAAGGGCGACAUUGAGGACAUCGAGGCCAUCAAGACCUUCGCCAAGACCACGUACACCCCUCUGAUCGGCGAACUCGGCUACAGCACCUGGCGCAACUACGUCUCGGGCAACAACGGCCCCACGGCCUUUAUCUUCUCGCGCACUGACGACGACCGGCGCGCCGUGGUCGACGAGCUGCGGCCCCUGGCCAAGAAGCUUAAGGGCAGACUGACGUUCGCGACGGCCGAGACUCCCGACUUUGCCGGGUUCGCGGGCUACCUCCACCUCGAGAACGGCGCCGAGAAGGACUUCCCCGCCUUAGCCAUCUACGACGGCGCCAAGCGCGGAAAGUACCCGUACACUACCCAGGGCAGCACCAAGGACCUCUCCGCCGGCAACAUCGGCCGCUUCGCCGACGACUUCCUGGCCGGCCGCCUCAACCCCGUCGUCAAGUCCGAGCCGAUCCCCGCAGUGCAGACCGGUCCCGUCACAACCGUCGUGGCCGACAGCUUUCAGAACGUGGUUCUCGAUGGCUCCAAGGAUGUCCUGCUUUACUACUUCCGCGAGGACUGUCCUUACUGCAAGGCCCUGGCGCCCGUCUACGACGCCCUCGCGACCACGUACGGCAGCGGCUCGUCCGGUUCCAACGUUGUCAUUGCCAAGAUGGACAUCAUGAAGAACGAUCUGCCCGAGGAUGUGCCGUACGUCCCGUGGGUGCGUCUCUACAGGGCUGACGACAAAUCGAACCCGAUCUCAUACGAGGGCCAGCGCACGCACAGCGACCUGGUCAAGUUCGUCAAGGAGCAUGCCCGUCAUGGUGCCGAGCCUAUUGGCCAGGACCAGCAGCAGGUGGUGGACGGUGGGGCGCAGCAGGUCCCCAUUGGGACCGCGGAUGACAUACACGAGAAGCCGUUGCAGGGUGUCACGCCCGUCAAACAUAUUCACGACGAGCUUUAA
Molecule: messenger RNA, 1596 nt
Organism: Diaporthe citri
Lineage: Eukaryota; Fungi; Ascomycota; Sordariomycetes; Diaporthales; Diaporthaceae
Exons: 4
Coding region: 1-1596 (531 amino acids)
Biological process (GO): response to endoplasmic reticulum stress; protein folding
Cellular component (GO): endoplasmic reticulum
Molecular function (GO): protein disulfide isomerase activity
Source: RefSeq, a predicted model, not a curated record